AAAUAGAUAUACCUGGAAGUAAUAAUGGCAGCAGCAACUGUUAGUUCCCUCUUGAAAACACCGUCAACUGAGGCACAGUUGGAUUUGGUGUGCGAUGAAUGUGUUUAUUAUGACAGUUGUCUGACGCCAGCUGGUGACGAAGCUGCUGAGAUAUUUAUCGAUAACAGCACGCCAACUGUGCAAGAGGAUGAUGAAGAAGAGGAAGUAGACGACGAGUUGGAGCAGCCAAAUGUCUUGGCAAGCUCAGCAGAGUUACAGGCCGAAUUCGAUACCGAAGAGCCCGAAUCAACAACAUCCACAAGUACAAAAGCCGAUACAAAUAGCGAUAACGAUCCAAGUAUCGAUAACGAUUGUGAGAUCAAUGGCAAAAUGACUGUUUUGCUCGACUUUCCAACAGACGCCGCCACGGAACAAACAUCCAAGGAGACAAAACAAUUUGUUGAUAACGAAGCUCAGAGGGCUUUCGAUGUUUUUACCUUCAACAAUGACAAUGUGGACGUUGAGAUGGCCAGGCUAACGAAUCUGGCACUCAAAAUGGGCUAUGCGCGAAUUAUCGAUUAUGAGAACCUACGCAUUAUCGAGCAUGUUAUCGAAAGCGACGAUGACGAUGAGGCGGAGGCGGAAAGUGCGGAGGCACAGCAAACGACAUCGGAGGAAUUGCAGCAGGCUUGCAAAGAUUUGGUCGCUUUCAUCGAUGAAAGCUAUCAGCUAAUCGAUAAAUCAGGCGUUAAAGUGGUUGGCGAGCUGCCAACGGCUCACAGCAUCGUUGACAGCAACAACAAUCGGAGCGGAACGAGCGGCCAGGCGAGUGCUAAAGCAGCGCGCAAGGCGUCGACAAAUCAAGCCCAUUGCAGCAGCACAGAGCCAGAGCCAGAGCAGGAGCAGGAGCAGGAGACGGAGCCAGAGCAGGAGCCGGAGUCAGAGCCAGAGCCAACGGCUCAUAGCAGCGCUUUGGUCAAGGCGUAUCAGUCGAAUCUAACGCCACUGGCGCCGCCCUUUCAGCCCGCCGCUCUGAGAGCCAAGCCACAGAAACCAAUUGCCUCAAGCAACUGCAACAGCAACAGCAACAGCAACAACAGCAGCAGCACAUAUGCUGGCUAUGAGCAAGCUGCAGUUUUCUAUCAACAACAUGCACUGAGCCUGCCGCAGCAGCAACACCAGCAGCAGCAACACCAGCAGCAACAGUUGUCGCCCAAGCAGCAACAGCAGGCGCAUUGCAGCCAGCACAGGGGCAUGCCGCACAUACAUCUGCAAUCGAGCAAUGGCCCCCAGCUGUUGCCGGUGCAAUUAAUUACGCUGACACCGACACCUACAGCAGCGGGAGCAACAGUGGCAACAACAGCACCAACUGCUGCUGCUGCUGCUGCUGCGGCUGCAGCCGGCAGCGGCGCCUGGCCACUUGUGGAGGCGCCCAUCUAUAUGGACAUCAAUGGAGAGUAUCGCAGCUAUUGUCCAGCUCAUGGACCGCCAGCAUUGGCAGCAGCAGCAGCAGCGGCGGCAGCUGUAGGCAAUGGCCAGCCAUUGCUCACGCAUCAGCAUCAACUGCACCAUCAGCAGCAGCAGCAACAGCAGCAGCAACAGAAGCUCGUUGUGACAAAUGUUAAUGGAAAUAUUGGCCAAGCAGCCGCAGCAGCAGCAGCAGCAACGCCUCAAUUGCUACUGCAGUUGGAUGCUGCAAUACAGCAGCAACACAGGCAAUCACAGCAGCAGCAACAACAACAACAACAACAACAUCACAUACAGCUACCGCCAGCAAUUGCUGCCACUGCUGCUGGCAGUAAGCGCAGUAAACUCUACCGAGGUCCAACGGCCGUGCAAAUGGUCUCCCACAACCGGCAGCCGCCGACGAUGACGAUGCCUGUGCAGGUGCCACCCUAUGUCAAUGAGAACGGAACUCUGACCCAUGUGGUGCUGCCACCGCAGCAAUACCAGCAACUGCACACCGGUCAGGGACAUCUGCAUGCAGCACCAUUUAUAAGCAGUAAUGGUACAUCGCAUUUCUAUACGCCGCUGCCGGGCUAUCCGCCCGGGCCAGGACCAACGGGCAACGGGCCACCGCAUUAUCAUAUGGCGCCGCCACCGCCCCCGCAGCAGCAGCAGCAGACGGGCGCCCAACAGCAAGGCACGGCGACCGCUGGCGGAGCGCCGCCAACGUCACACUUACAUUCCCCGCACUCGCCAUCGCCGCCCAACUACAGAGAUGAGCGCAGCCAGCGACAGCAUACGAAGCUGCUGCGAAAGCUGGAGAAGCAGCGUGAGCUGAACUCCAGCAUGUCCACGCCCACGCACUCGCCCUCUCCGCGUCGCAAUGACAUCAAUGGGCAUUACAACAACAACAGCGGCAACAACAACAUUCCAGUAGCACAGCAACACCAGCACAACAACCACAUGCAUAGCCAUGUGCGUGGACGCCACUUGGCGCUUCAGCAGCCGCAACCGGCGCUGCAGCAGCAGCGCAACGCUGUCAUCGCUAGCACCGCAGCUGGACAGCAGUUGGCCGCACCCACGCGCAGCAGUGCGGGCGGUGCGAACUCAGUGGGCACGUCAGAGGAUGGCGAGGACACGUCCAGUGUGGCCGCCGAGGAUGAGGAGGACUACCAGGCCCAAAUCGUCGAACAGAUCUCGGCCAUCGACAGGCCAGAGGUGAUCGAUGUGAGUUCGCGUGCCGCGAAGAUCAUUUGGGUGCCGCCAACCAUAACGGAUGCGCUGCUGGUGAACGUGCAGGAUCUGCGCUACCAAGUGCUGCUCAGCGACACGGGCAAACAGUGCAAAUACAAGAGCCUGUACCGGGGCGAGGCGUACGAGUGCAUUGUGCAGGAUCUGCAGCCGGGGCAGGAGUACUUGGUGCGGCUGCAGGUGCACUACCAGCAGCUGCAGGGCAGCGUUAGCGAACCCACCGAGUUCAAAACGCCAGCCUGUGAGCCCGACCAGCCGCUGCCCCCCAAGCUGGUGUCGCGCACCAGGAGCUCGAUAAAUCUGCGCUGGACGGCGCCGGCUGCCAACGGUGCGCCCAUUCAAUAUUAUCUGCUGGACUAUGACGAGGGGCGUGGCAAUGCGCUGCAGUUCACGGAGCUGGCCAAAACCAAGGCGAAGCACUACACGCUCAACAAGCUGCAGUCGACCACAGUCUAUAGUUUUCGCCUGGCUGCCGUCAAUGAGAUCGGCCAGUCGGCCUACUCGCAGGUGAGCAGCUACAGCACAGCCGGCAAUCCGCCCACAGCGCCGAUGCCGCCGCAGCUGCAGGCCUGCACCGCCAGCUCGCUGCAGCUCGUCUGGGAGCGGCGAUCACAGGACGGCGACUUUCUGCUGCAGCUGCAGGAUGCUGAGUCCGGACACGGUUACCUGAACAGCUACAAGGGUGGCGAGACCCGUUACGAGUGCCUGCAACUGCGACGCGCCACCAACUAUCAGUUCCGCUUGCGCACGGAGAAUGAUGCUGGUGUUUCGCCCUGGUCCGCGGAGGUUACCUACUGCACGGCAGCGGAGCGGCCCGGCCGGCCGGGCAAGCCGCAUGCCAAGGGCAAGAUACACGGCACACAUUUCAAGGCGCGCUGGGAGCCGCCGUCAGACACCGGUGGCUCGGAUAUCCUGCGCUACCACCUGGAGCUCAGCGCGGGACCCAGCUUCGAGCGCAUUUACACUGGCAGCGAAACGGAGGCGAUGUGUGAGCGGCUGCAGCCGGGCACCACCUAUCAGUUGCGUGUCUGCUGCGAGGGGCCUGCCGGGCAGAGUCCGUUCUCGGAGAUCGGGCAUGUGACCACAGAGGCAGUGCCGCCAGCCGCACCACCCCAGCCCCAUUGCGAUGCACCACCAACGCCUUACGCAGCGCUGUUGCGGCUCACCCAGCCGGAGAACAACGGCGGUGCGCCGGUUCUGGAAUUUGAGGCGCAGCUACGUUGCCUCAAUGCAUCGGAGCCCUCGCAGCCACAAAUCGUAUAUCGCGGCAAGCAAGACUACUUUGUGGCCCAGCAGCUGGCGCCGGGUGGCGUCUAUGAGGCACAGGUGCGUGCCAUCAAUCGCAUUGGCGCCGGAAGCUGGUCGCCGUGGCUGCGCUUCGAAGCGGCCGCCGCACCGCCCAGUGCGCCCACUGACCUGGAAGUUGUGGUCAAGUCGGCGACCCAUCUGAGCGUCACCUGGAAACCGCCGGCGCAGCUGAACGGUGCGGCUGUCAGUGGCUAUAGCCUGCAGAGCGCCAGCCAGCAGCUGGACGAGCCGCAGGCUGAGCCGCCCAGCACCCAGUUCCAUGGCUGCUACCAGGGCCCCCAGACGCUAGUGGAGCUGCGCAAUCUGACGCCCUAUACACGGUAUUACCUACGCGUGCUGGCCAGCAAUGCGGCGGGCGCUGGGCCCGUAACGGAUGCUGUGUGCGUAUCGACGCCCGCCGCUGUGCCCGGCGCUCCGCAGAUGUUGGGCUACGAGUUCACCUCGCAGGAAGUCACCUUGAACUGGACAACGCCGGCGUCCCAUGGCGCCGACAUCAGCAACUACAACAUUGAAUACGGCGAACGGACAAUCGCUACACCGGACGCCUGUACGCGCUACACAGUGAGCGGCCUCACGCCCGAGACAAGCUACAAGUUCCGGGUGCAGGCGGUAAAUGCGAUAGGCAGUGGACUCUUCAGUACCUACGUCAAGCUAACGACGCAGCCGGCACCGCCAGCACCACCGCGGCUCGAGUGCAGCGGCUCUGGGCACAACUAUCUGAAGCUCAAAUGGGGCGACAGCGGCAAGACGGGCUCCGUUUCGACGCUCUCGUCCGGUGCACUCAGCGGCAGCAAUGCGGACUUUACCAAGUACUAUGUGGAGAUGUAUGUGGCCAGGGCGAAGCAAUUCCAGACUGUCUACUCCGGCACGAACUGCAUGUGCAAGAUACACAAGCUGCAGGAGCGCAGCAGCUACACAUUCCGCAUCUAUGCGCAUACGGACCGGGCCGGGGACGGUGAGUACUCGGAGGAGUAUGUGUUCGAGACGGGCGCCACGCUGCCGGCCAAUAUCAAGGCGCCGCGAGUGCUGCACGAGGGCGUCUGCCUGCUGGACCAGGCCGGCCAGCCGCUGGUGCAGCUCACUCUCGAGUGGCAGCACUCGAAGAACAGCUUCAGCGACCGUGUCGAGUAUGAGCUGCAGUACGCCAUCGUCGCCUCCGAUGCGGACAGUUCCAGCUCGUCCAAGGCGCGCAGUGCUAGUGGCAACAGCAGCAGCGCCAACACCAACACCAGUGCAGCACCCGUGGCGCUAAGCAACCUGGAUUACCGACAGCUGUACCGUGGACCAGAGACCAAGUUUACCAUAGACAAUCUUGUGCCGGGCACCUGCUACCAGUUUCGGGUGUGUCCGGUGCGUGUCACCAGCAGUGGCGAGUUGUUCCCGGGCCAGACGUCAGCGGCGCUGCGUUAUCAAGUGCCCAAGGAGCUGGACGCCAGCACGGCACCCUGCCACCAUCUGCACGGAUCGGCAAUGGUGCCCAGCCAGACGACGCAGCGGGCUAGCCGCAAGCAGUCGGAAACGAACAGCGUGCACAUGCGUUCGGUAAGUGCCUCGGCGAUUAGCGGCAAUAGUGGAGUUGGAGCUGAUGCCCAGGCGAUUGGGCGAUUGCAGCAUGAGCUGGCUGCAGCCAACUUCAAUGCUUGUGGCGAUCCGCUGCAUCAUCAUCACCAUCAUCAUCAUCACCACCAUCAGCCGCAUCAGGCGUGCCCCGGGGAGCCGGUGGGCUCGUCUGGUCUGGCUGGUCCAGCGGCGUCUACCUUGCAGCUGCGCGGCAACAGCAGCGGUGCUCAUCAUCUGCACCAUCAGCAUCAUCUGCACCACUCACACCACAUGCAUCAUUCGCACUUGCCGCAUGCCACCGCUGGCGUCAUGGGCUCCACAGCUAGCAGCAACGGCCACAGCAGCGGCAGCAGCAGCAGCAACUACAUCUUGCCCCACGGCGGCAUGAUCAGACGCUUCGUCUCCAGGCUGAUGGCGCUCUACUACAAUAGAAAGCGGCUGACGGACCAACAGAAGGCCGUCUUCUUUGUGGUUUCAUUUGUAUUUGUGACCUUCCUAGUGGCGAUGCUGGUGCACAUGCUCUGUGGCUGAUUUGGCGAUCGAUCGUCACACACAAAAAAUCACGUGUCUCAAAAAAGUGAUUGCAAAUCACUCGCAUUUGUUUUUUCUUAUUAUUAUCAUUAUUAUUAUUAUUAUCAUUUUUAUAUGUAUAUGAAAUCGAUUGUACAUCUCCUAAAUCUCUAUAUAUAUAUAUGUAAGAAGGCAACAGUAAUCCCACACACUUCACAAACAAUUCCUUAAACAACACCAACAAUAUUAUAUACAGUAUAUCUAUACAAUGAACAUUCUUAAGAACUCUUUAUUUACAAGUUCACAUAGAUUGUUAUGUGACUAACUACAUGUUUAAUCGAUUACAUUCACACACACAAGCAUAUGUAUACUACACACAAAAAUCUCCAUAUGUGCUAUAGCAUUUUGUGCAACAACCAACUCUCAAUGUACAUACAACUAAACAAACAAACAAAAAGAAAAACAAAAACAACAAAAACAACUAAGCUUAACCUAGAAAUUCUUACAACCUUUACAAGAGCCUCUUUUACUGUUUAUACCGCAUUGUUGUUGAACAUGGAUGUAUGUGUAUGUUAAUGCACUAUAAAUAUUUGAAACGAAAGUUAUAAACAAUGAAUACCGAAAAUUAUGAAUUUAUUAGACUAUGCUCUAUCAUGGUAUAUGAAACUGAUAACAACCACUACUAUAUCUGUCUGUUUGCAAAUGUAUAUGUAACUAUAUAUAUAUAUAUAUAUAUAAAUAUAUAUCUUUAAACUAACGAACUAUGCAAAUAUAUAAAUAACUUUAGUGCUGUACAAUUGUUAUGGGGAGCCAAAAAAAAAAAAA
Molecule: messenger RNA, 6879 nt
Organism: Drosophila navojoa
Lineage: Eukaryota; Metazoa; Arthropoda; Insecta; Diptera; Drosophilidae
Gene: mtgo
Product: miles to go
Molecular function (GO): protein binding
Source: RefSeq, a predicted model, not a curated record